AACAUUGAAAAACUCUACUCAUCCAGUGAUCCAUCGGAAAUUAACUCCACUCAGAAGUCAUUACAAGAAAUCCAGAGGUCCUCGUAUGGGUAUGACUUAGCAAACUCGUUAUUGAAUACUCCUUUGAAAAACUGUAAGUAUUUUGGUGCUUUGACUUUUACUGUAUUUAUAAAUAACCAUUUAUCAUUAUCCAAUUCAUCAUCAAAAGAUGAUGAUGAAAUUAACAAUAAUACCUUACACCUAUUUAACUUGAUUCAAACCGACUUGAAUCAAAACUUAUUCAUUAUAAGGAAAUUACUAUCAAAUUUAUCCCAAAUAUUUAUCUCAAAUUAUAAACAUUAUCAAAAUCCAAUUGAUACUUUAUUAAAAGUUAUUUUGUCUUUGGAUGGAUUAGAUAAUGAACACGAUAUUGAGCGAACCAUCUCUUUCUUACCGGAAGAUCAUGUUAAUUUGAUUCUUGUUUUUUACACCAUUUUAAUCGAAGAUAUUUCGAAAAAAUUGGAUUCAAAUGAUUCAUUGAUACACAGCUUCAUCUAUGAUUCAAUCUUUGAGAAAUUUAACUCCAUUUUAUCUUAUUUAAACCAUCUAAUACUAGACAGUAAUCAAAAAUUACCAUCCUCAAUUCAUUCAUUAACUCUUUCCACUAUAAAUUCUUGGGUCUCUUAUAUAUCUAUCGCUGAACAAAUAUCUUCAGUAAGAUACUCUCAUCAGGAUGUGCAAAAUAUCAUCCAAUUCAUAUUCAUACCUUUUCUUAAUCCUUCUUUUGCUUCUUUACCAAUUGAAGAUAUGGAUUUUGACCUUUCAAAUCAAUCGAUUUCUGUCUUGACAGAAAUUUUGGAAAUCAACCCUUCUAUGUUGAAUAAUGAUUCUAAAAAUUUCUUAAAAUCUUUAUUCUUCGAAAAUAAUCAUUGGGGAGUUCACUUUUUAGAUAUUGUGGUUUUCAAUAAUGAUAAUAGAGAAAUUUAUCAAGAUGAAGUCUCAACUUUUAUAAAUUUAAUCAUCAUUUUUGUCCAAUUAGAUAUUUUAAGGUUUUCCAAAAAUUUAUUAGAAGGUGACUCUCAACAUAUCUUAUCGAUAAUAAUUAAACUUACUGAUAUACCGGGAAUUCCAAUCAUUGAAGAAUCAAUAAGUGAACUAUUAUUAGGAUUCUGGGAAGAGCUAGCUAGCAUUUUUGUUGAUGAUGAAGAAACUUUUAAAACUUAUUUUGAACAAUUAGAUAAUCAGAGUUAUGUCGAAAAUUUCAAUCUGGAAAUUACUAAAAUUUUCAACCAAGUUUGUUCAAUUUAUUGGCUGAAAAUUCAUUUAAUUCCUUUUGAAGUUUUGAAAAAUUCAAAAUCAGAAUUCUUGAAUUAUCGUCAUAACGUGGCCGAUUUUUUCAUUCUAAUAUACUCCUUAUUGAAAUUGCCCUUUUAUGAAAAUUUAUGCCUAGAUGUUACUAACAACUUGUUACUAGCUGAAUCAAACCCUGAAAAAUUGAUCAAUAUCGAAGCAACCCUCUACUUGUUAUUCAAAAUUAAUGAAGAUUGUACUUUCUAUGAAUCUCAAUCAAAAAAUCUUCUUCCUUUUACUAAAAUAAUCUUUGAAAAUAACUUAUUAAACAUAUAUAAUAUGUUACCAAUAGAAGUUGGUUUGAAUCAAUACCAUUAUUCAACUUUGAUAAAUUACCUAUCGUCAUGUCAAUUUUUUUUGAAAACUGAAAUUGGUAAGAACUAUUUAGGUGACAUAUUUGAUUUACUUUUUUCAAUCAUCCUUAAGACUUUGAAUAAUGAUGCUUUAUCUUCAUUAUCGUUGAUUACUUCGAAAACAAUUUUAAAAAUUUGUCAAGAAUGUCGUACCAACUUGGUUUCCUUCUUACCUAAUUUAGAAGUUAUACUUAUUGAAAUCUUAAAAAACCAACAAUUAGACCAUUUAAUUAGACAAAGGUUAUUCAAUUCCUAUGCUUCGAUUGCUCAAUGUUUGAAAGAUCCUAAUGAAUUCGGCUUGAUCUUAAGUCGAAUUUUGGAGCUUAUCAAUCAAACUUCAUUAAAAAUGUUGGGUUCCUCUGAUAGCCUUAACGAAGACCAAGAAGAUUACUUAAUUUCUAUCCUUUCUUGUGUCCUUGAAAUUGGUAAAGGUUGUCAAUUACCUGAUGAACCGGAAGAUUUAUAUUCUCAAUCAGAACAACUUGCCAUCAAUGACUAUUGGUUGAAUGAUAAUUUGCAUAUUAAGAAUGUUGUUGUAUCAAUAAUAGAACAAUAUUCUCUCAAUCAUUCACAAUUCUCCCAAAAUUCUACAGUCACAGAAAGAUGCUGCUUAAUAUUGAAAACUGGUUUGGGAGAACCUCUACAUGGACCAUUCACUUUCGAUAAUGAUACUAUUUUUCAAUAUUUAAUCACUAAAAUGAAUCAAUUGACCAAUGUUGAUUCAGUUCCACAUAUAUACUCAUUGAUCGAAACUGUCAUAAUAAUCAAUUUCAAAGAUUUAGAUGAUUCUUUAAUUAACAACCUAAUUGAAAAAGUGUUUACUAAUCAUUUACAAUUACUAAAAUCCGAUCCAGAUUUGAUUAAAUGUUCAAUUGAUUUAUUCUCCACUAUUUUAGAAAGAAAGCCGUCCUUGAUUUUGAUGUCACCAAUUUUCAAUGAGAUAGUCUUAGCCUUUGCUAUUGAAGGUUUAAACGCCAAAGAAACUUUCAUUAUCAAAUCAGUACUGAAAUUUUGGGUUAAUUUAAUUAGUUUGAAAAAGGGUAAAUUACCUGAUCAUGAAAGAAUAAAUGACUUAUUUCAAACCAAUGAAAUUUUCACAGAAUUUUUUCUUAAAAAUUUGCUAAAAUCUUUUUUGACAACUUCAAGAUCGAACUUGGACUCAUAUUAUCCAAUUUUCAGACAAUUGAUCGGUAAAUUCCCAUUAGUUCUUAAAAAGAAGCUUAUAUAUAUAUUAGCUAACGAUCAUGAAAUCAUUAACCGCGAUAAAAUAAGUGAAAAAUCAUUGGAAACUUUCAUCAAUCAAUUAAUGGUUACAAGAGGUCAAAGAUCUGCCAAUGAAGUUUUGAAAAAAUUUUGGUUAGCAGUCAAUGGGCUUAUUGAAUUCAACCAACAAAGCUUUUAA
Molecule: messenger RNA, 3084 nt
Organism: Hyphopichia burtonii NRRL Y-1933
Lineage: Eukaryota; Fungi; Ascomycota; Pichiomycetes; Serinales; Debaryomycetaceae
Gene: PDR6
Product: Pdr6p
Exons: 2
Biological process (GO): protein import into nucleus
Cellular component (GO): nuclear membrane; cytoplasm
Source: RefSeq, a predicted model, not a curated record